AUGGAAAAGCAGUAAUAAUAAAAGCAGAGGUCUCCCAGUAUAGUUAAAAUAAACUUAGAAAUCGAGCCUUCCAGAAUCAGAAUCAGAAAGAAUUAUCAAAAAUUAGAAUUGCCUAAACACUAGCAAGUAAAAUAGCCGAAAGGAUCAGUUAGCAACACAAUGAGUUAAAUUGAUCUACAGUCAAUUCAAAGGACUCUAAAUGAACUAAAGGGUUUUGAUCCUUACCAAAAUUAAAAUACUGAUUAUGGUAGUUUUGGGAAAAGAAAUAGUAUGGGUGAGGCUCCUUCAAAUUUCAUGAGAUUAAGGAGAAGUCUAUGA
This is a messenger RNA of Stylonychia lemnae, 318 nucleotides long. The record is from the annotation of a GenBank genome assembly. NCBI's taxonomy places the organism in Eukaryota, Ciliophora, Spirotrichea, Sporadotrichida, Oxytrichidae.